UGCUUGUUUUGCUGCGGUUAAAGUGAUGGAUAGUGAGGAAUAUAAAGAAUAUCGUUCCAAACUUAUUUCACUAGUACGUAAAAAUAAAGUCUUAUGGGAUAAGACUAAAAAAGUCCGCCUCAGUUAUGCGGCGAAAAGCAAAAUUUGGAAUUCGAUAGGAAAAGAGUUAGGUCAACCAGGAGAGAUGGUACGUAAAAAUUGGCAGUGUUUGCGUGAUCAAUAUCGUAGAGACGUGAAGAAACAAAUGGUAGACGGGAUUGCAUCUUCCUGGAUAUUUUUCGAUGAAAUGACUUUCAUUCGGAAAUUUUUACAUAUUCGGAAUUUAGAUGGAAGCCUAGACUCAGAAGAUUCCGAAAUUAUAAACAAAAGUGGUGGCCCAAAAAAGAAGAAAACAUCCCGUAGAUCAUAUUCGAGGAUCAUUCCAACAACAGACAAUUUUAUGACCCAGAUUUUUCCUACAGCAAGUAAUCAUGUAAACUCAGAUUGCCAGGAACAAGAAGAACAGCAAGAGAGUGGUGAUUUGCCGCCUACGAAAGUAAAUUCGACAACCCGUUUGCAUAGACCAAUUAAAAUGGGCAUGGGCAAUCGUGCAGAAUUCACACCUCACAAACAAUCUCAACGAAUCCCGCCUGUGAGUAAUGUUUACGAAACUCCGAGAAGCAUUGAAAUACCGAUUAUUGAAAUUAAAGACGAAGUCGAAAUUUUAGCAGCUGAAAACGACAUAGUUGCCGACACGACUGUUGCUUCGGAGAACUCCACAAAUAUAAUGGAAGCAGACUGUACUACAAAUGAAAAAAAUUCAGCAAAAUUUAGUAGGAAUUCAAGUAAACAUGUAGAAAUAGAAAAGGCACCGACUGAUAAGGAGGAUGACGAUUAUCAUUUUGUGAUUAGUCUCUUGCCAACAUUGCGACGCAUUUCUAAUGUUCGAAAACUAAAAACGCGUAUGGAAAUAAUGAAAGUUGUAAUGGAGGCGGCACAAAGCAAUGACACAUAAAUAAUAUGUAUUAUACAUAUGUUGCUAUAAAUAUGUAAACUAACUAUUAGAUAGAUAGAUAACGGGUGGGCCAUCUAACGUUUUAAAUUUGAAUUAUCUAUAUUUCGACAUUGGGAACGUCAAAUACCAUUCGGAAAGUGACAAAUAUUCAGUAAAAAGUCUAAAAUUUACGAAAUUGGGC
Molecule: messenger RNA, 1175 nt
Organism: Bactrocera dorsalis (oriental fruit fly)
Lineage: Eukaryota; Metazoa; Arthropoda; Insecta; Diptera; Tephritidae
Exons: 4
Coding region: 26-994 (322 amino acids)
Biological process (GO): regulation of transcription by RNA polymerase II
Cellular component (GO): nucleus; transcription regulator complex
Molecular function (GO): DNA binding
Source: RefSeq, a predicted model, not a curated record